Messenger RNA from Naegleria gruberi, 1731 nucleotides. RefSeq lists its product as uncharacterized. Gene Ontology annotation, molecular function: dynein heavy chain binding; dynein light chain binding. The record is from RefSeq and is a predicted model, not a curated record. Lineage: Eukaryota; Heterolobosea; Eutetramitea; Acrasida; Naegleriidae. The transcript has 3 exons. Gene Ontology annotation, cellular component: outer dynein arm. The coding region runs from base 1 to 1731 and encodes 576 amino acids. Gene Ontology annotation, biological process: cilium movement; outer dynein arm assembly.
AUGGAGAUUGUAUAUUGUUAUAAAAAGAAAAUUCGUGAGCUGGGGCAGCCCUAUGAAUUUGAGGAUUCCGAACCAAUAAUUUUAGUAAAUAUCAAACCUGAAGAAAAGAUCCGAACAUUAAAUUAUAAAGAAAGAGACCCUUGUCAUAUCGGAAUUCAAGCUGCUCCUGAAUUAAGUGAACAUGCUGUAAAUACACUCACUAAGAAUUAUUCAAAUUCUGGAAUGGUCCACACAGAAGGUGGUUGGCCUAAAGAUGUAAAUGCUUUGGACGUGGAUGCAAAAAAGAGACAUCAAAAGAAAAUAGAAAAGGAUGAUAAUUAUAUUAGAUCAACACAAACACUUUCCAAUGAAAUGAUGAGAAAUUUAUCACUCAAUACUGCUCUGAAUGUUUAUGAGCAUUAUUUCGAUUCCGAUGAGAGCGAGGCAGCUCUCGAUGAUCAACUCAUACAAGCAACAACAUCAAAACCGACUGCAACUGUUCUGACAAUUCUGAAAGAUCCUUCUGAAUUCAAAAGAACAGCCAACCAUAUUGCUUGGAGUAUGGGUGAUUCAAAAAAGUUAGCUGUUGCAUACUUUGUACCACAAUCACAAUCAUUGACGGAGCAAAUUGAUAAGAAUUCUUAUAUUUGGGAUAUCAGAAAUCCAAAUACUCCUGAAAUGGCCUUAUCGCCUACAUCACCUUUGAGUUGUUUAGAGUUUAAUCCUAAAGAUUCUACUUGCUUAAUUGGAGGAGCCAGAAAUGGUUGUUUAUAUGUUUUUGAUACAAGAAGAGGAUCAAAUCCUGUUGAAUAUACAUCAAGUCAUGCAAGCCACAAAGAUCCUGUCUAUUCUGUAAAGUGGAUUCAAAGCAAGCAAUCAACAGAGUGUGUUAGUAUUUCUAGUGAUGCACAAGUAUUAUUUUGGGAUGUAAGAAAUUUAACAGAACCAUUCGAGAGGAAUACUUUGGAAAUUAUACAAUCUAAGAUUUAUCAGCCUCAAAAAUUUGGAGCCUUAUGUAUGGAUUACGACACUUCAUAUAGCACGUCUAAAUUAUUGAUUGGAUCGGAUAGAGGACAAGGAAUUAUUUGGAAUAGGAAAGCUAGAAAGGGAGGAAAAGAAAAGAUUGAAAGAGUUUUUCUUGGACAUCACAGUUCAAUAUUUGCAAUUCAGAGGUGCCCUUUCAAUCCAAAAUAUUUCCUGACUAUUGGAGAUUGGAGUGCUAGAAUUUACUAUGACGAUAUCUGGAAAACACCGAUUAUGGAAACUAAAUAUUGUGACUCUUACCUGACGGAUGGUUGCUGGUCUCCUACAAGACCAGGAGUCUUUUUCACAUCAGCUGUGGAUGGCACAUUCAGUGUUUGGGAUGUACUUCACAGUCAAUCUAAGCCAGUUGUUAAUUUGCAUCUUACUUCGAGUUUGCAAUGUGUGAGCACUGCAAAUGGAAGACAUAUAGCUGUAGGUGAUAAGGAUGGUGGAGUUAGUUAUAUUGAAUUAAGCGAUGAUUUAAGUGGCUAUUUUAAUGGUCAACCUAGGACAGUAAUUGAUGAAAAGAAUGCAAUCAAUGAUAUGUUUGAACGAGAAACAAGAAGAGAGAAAGUUUUAGAACAAAAAGUUAAACCACAAGAGGGAUCAGAAUCAAUGAUGUCAGCUUCAUCAGACUCACUUGUCAGAUACUUGUCCCCAAGUGAACAAGCCUUAGACUCAUAUUUCGAAGAAGAAGUAACUCGGCUCGGAAUUUCAACCAUUAAAUAA